AUGACGCGACCACUUCAUCCAACCGGCCAGACGAGGUUCAAACCCACUCGCCCGACAUGGCGGUUCCUCAAGAACCUCCGGCCACCCCAUCCCCAUCCGCCACCCCAUGCGCCACCCAAAGCCAAGUGGGAUGGCAAACGGACCGCAAAGAGGGACAAGUGCACGGGCCACGACGCUGCCGACUGGGAUACCGAGCCAGAGAAGGGCACCAAGAAGCUGUUCGGUAACACUCUCCGGCGACGUAGGAGAGCUGCGUCGCCGCGUACUUCGCGCCCAGCGAGUCCCACUAGACCAGCGAGUCCCACUAGACCAACCAGCCCGACGGCACGCGCAGCGUCCCCGUCCGAGCGCGGUCUGGGCCGAUCGCCAUCCCGGCUGAAAUGGCGGCGCAGUUCGCGUCCCUCGACACCAGCAUCACGCACUUCCUCGCCAAGCUCGUUUCCCCUCUUGCCAAUAUCGCCGAGCUCGUUUCCCCUCCGGCCAAUAUCGCCCGGCGUAUCGCCCGGCCCAGUCCCACGCCUCUCCUCGGUAUCGACAAUGACGACGUUGAUGUCAACCGCCGCGUCUUCGCCAUCAGCCUCUCAAACGGCAUUGCCUAUGACGCUCCCCCAACCCAAGAAUGACAUCUCAGCCGCGCAAGAGGCGCAGAAGAAGAGAGCACGCUCAACAUCGUCAGUACAUAUUGCCCUCGGCGCCGUAUUUGGAUGUGUCCUUGCCCUCUCGCCGUGGCCCGCGCUUGCUGCUGCGCUGGCCGUGGUGCUGGCGAUCGUGUUGGCGACGCUCUGUCCUACCGUGCGCGUGCGGGGCGCGCAGGCGUACACGACUUGCGGUGAGGCCGCGACGGUCGCUGUCGCGGCUGUUUACCGAUGGGCGCAGGAGCGCAAGAGGUAG
Messenger RNA from Cutaneotrichosporon cavernicola, 891 nucleotides. RefSeq lists its product as uncharacterized. The record is from RefSeq and is a predicted model, not a curated record. NCBI's taxonomy places the organism in Eukaryota, Fungi, Basidiomycota, Tremellomycetes, Trichosporonales, Trichosporonaceae. Bases 1 to 891 code for a protein of 296 amino acids. The transcript has a single exon.